ACCUCCUGCGGGAGCUCUCAGCUUUUUAAAUUCCCACAUUGUAUUCAUUUUAUCCUCGUUUCUCUCCUUUUUUAUCAUCCCUUGGCAUUUCAGUCCACACGUUUUUCUUUUGUUUCUCAUUUGUCAGCCAUGGAAGAACUAAUCAUCUCUCCAUCUUCAUCUUCAUCACUAGUUUCAUUUUCCCAGGAAACUCCACCUUCAACCCUACAGCAAAGGCUUCAAUUCAUAGUCCAAAGCCAUCAAGAAUGGUGCACAUAUGCCAUAUUUUGGCAGACAUCAAACGACGACCACGGUCGUUUGUUCUUGGCUUGGGAAGAUGGACAUUUUCAAGGAACCAAAGACACGUCUCCCAAAUCAACACCGAACAACAACAACAACAACGACAUGUACAGCUUUCAAGGCUUACAUAACGAGCGAAGGAAUGUUUUGAAACGACUUCAAGCACUCAUCGGAGACAACCAUGAUAUAAGUGGUUCGUUGGUCGACGGCACUGAUAUUACUGAUGCUGAAUGGUUCUAUGUGAUGUCAUUGACUCGAUCUUUCUCUCUCGGUGAUGGGGUUUUAGGCAAGGUUCUUAGUACUGGCUCUUUGGUUUGGUUAACUGGUGCUCAUGAGUUGCAGUUUAAUGGUUGUGAAAGAGCUCGAGAAGCUCAAUUGCAUGGUAUCAGAACACUGGUUUGUAUACCAACAAAUCGUGGUGUUCUUGAACUUGGAUCUUCGGAUAUGAUUAAGGAAAACUGCGAAUUUGUUCAACAAGUGAAAUCCUUGUUCGGUUUCGAUCCAAACCUAACCUCGGGUUCAACCCAGUUCCUUGAAAGGACUAUCUCCUUUCCAGAUAUCGGCUUACUAGCCGGCAUUGAAGAAGAAAAUGGCGGCCCUGAUAAUAAAACCAUACGAGAUUUAAAGCCAGGGCAGCAAUCUUCUUAUGUGGACUCAGAGAAUUCAGAUUUCGAUUGUCCAUUACUUGCCGUGAAUAACACCGAGAAUAUCAGAACCCCAAAGAAACGUGGAAGGAAACCUUGUCUCCGACGAGAUACACCAGUGAACCACGUGGAAGCCGAGAGGCAACGCCGUGAGAAGCUAAACCAUAGGUUCUACGCUCUCCGAGCUGCAGUCCCUAACGUGUCGCGCAUGGACAAAGCGUCGCUGUUAUCCGAUGCCGUCACGUACAUCACCGAGCUAAAGUCAAAAAUCAAAGACUUGGAAUCACAGCUUCGGAAAGUGUGUAACGAGAAAGUGAAAGUGGAAACUAUUGACGCCAUGGAUAACCAAAGCACAACCACGUCCGAGGAACAAGCAGCAGCCAGGCCUAGCAAUUCAUCAUCGGCUGCAACUGGUAGGUUUAGUGACCUGCAACUCGAUGUCAAGGUUAAGGGAAACGAUGAUGCGAUCAUCAGGGUUCAAUCAGAGAAUGUGAACUAUCCUAGUGCUAGGUUAAUGUCAGCACUUCGUGACUUAGAGUUUCAAGUCCACCAUGCAAGCAUGUCGUGUGUUAAUGAGCUUAUGCUCCAAGACAUUGUUGCAAAGAUCCCUUAUGGAUUGACAAGUGAAGAAGCUAUUAAAUCUGCUCUUCUCUGGAGGCUACAUCAGUGAUAUUAUUAUUUAGUGUGUAAUAUCUGUUUUAAUUUUUUUUAUUUGUUUUAAUUUCUGCUUCAAGUGAUUUCCCAUUGAGCUUUAAUUUCAAGUAAUUAAGUGAGCAACCUUUUUUUUUCCCCGGUUUA
Molecule: messenger RNA, 1721 nt
Organism: Gossypium raimondii (Peruvian cotton)
Lineage: Eukaryota; Viridiplantae; Streptophyta; Magnoliopsida; Malvales; Malvaceae
Product: transcription factor MYC2
Exons: 1
Coding region: 130-1593 (487 amino acids)
Biological process (GO): regulation of DNA-templated transcription
Cellular component (GO): nucleus
Molecular function (GO): transcription cis-regulatory region binding; protein dimerization activity; DNA-binding transcription factor activity
Source: RefSeq, a predicted model, not a curated record